Brenthis ino (lesser marbled fritillary) is the source of this 1245-nucleotide messenger RNA. Lineage: Eukaryota; Metazoa; Arthropoda; Insecta; Lepidoptera; Nymphalidae. The record is from the annotation of a GenBank genome assembly.
AUGACUUUAAAACUUAUUACAGUUAAUGAUGUUAAAAUUACUUUGCAACCUGGUGAACACGUAUUUGGAAGGAAAAAGUUUUUUGAUGCUGACGAUAGACGUGUACACCGGGAACAUGGGCAACUACAAGUCAAUACGGAAACGAUUGUUUUGAAAUCGUUACACAAAAAUCCUUGUUAUUUUAAAAAGUAUGGCUCUACAGAAUGUGAAAUAUUAAAACAGGAUAACUCAGUCACUUUAAGAAAUGGUGACAAAUUCGGGCUGAUACCAGAAAUGGAUAAGUUAUGGUACGAAGUUAUGUAUAUACCUGAUACAGAAGACAAGGAAAGGAAAAACUUAGAGAAAGAAAACAACAACAAAGUUCGAAAUUCAAUACCACAAGAAGAAAAUGCAGAAAUAAAUAAUGAAACAAACACAAAUAAUGAUACUACAGCUAAAAACAAUGAUACAACUUUAUGUAACAAUACAACUGAAAACCAACAAGCACAUACCACUAGUGAUAAGUUACUAUCAAUCCUGAAUGAAGAUGAAACAUCGUCAAGUACAAUACCGGAAUGUCAAAAUGAGAAUGAAUCUAGGGAAAAUAACUCAAGCCCACAGAUGAAAAGAUCUCAUAGUGAUGAAAAUGGUAGCGAAGUUGACCUUAAGAAGGCAAAAAUUGAGGAGCAAUUAGAUGAUACAAAACAAAGCACUAGUGAUCAAGCAAGUACAUCAAAUAAUGGUGUGGACAGAAAACCACCAAAUCCACUUCGAGAGAGAUGUAUGUAUGGUGCCAAUUGUUACAGAAAGAACCCGAGCCACAUGGCGCAGUUCAGCCACCCGCGCGACGCGGACUGGGGCGCGGGCGCGCGCGGUCUCUGCCCCUACGGCGCGGCGUGCGCCAAGCGCGACCCGCGGCACUGGCGCGACCACGACCACCCGCCCGGCGCCGCGCCCCCCGCGCCGGGGCAGCCGCGAGAUAGUAAAAUAGUGGAGAGACACGGCAAUGUGUUCAUUAUAAACGCACACACGGUCAACUUCUUCGACGAUCACUUUCAAGUUACCGAUAGCGAAGGAGACAGUCGAAGGAAAAGAAAUAAGGCAGAUUCACUGCAAAACAUGAUUGUUAUUGGGAAGAGACCACGGAAGCCUCUACAAAGAGAUGUUCUAAGUGAUUCAGAUGCUGAAGAAGACCCUUAUGCUACUGAUGAGUCUGAUGAGUGGCAACCUGACAGUGGGAGUCAAGACUUUUCAGAAGAUUACUUC